AUGACCGCUACUGUUCAACAAUUUUAUAACGAGUUCUUGACCGAUGCGGAUGUCGUAAUCCAAGCUGAUGGUUUCGACAUUCUCGAUUUACUAGUGGCCGCAGACGAACUACUAAUCGUACAAGAUCUCUUGGGUCACAUCCAAGAACACUUGAUAACCGUGAAAACAGCAUGGCUCGAAACCAACUUUGGCGUCGUAUUACACGCAAUAUUUCGACACUCAUCAUGCGUCAGACUCCAAGAUUAUUGUCUACUACAAAUAUGUUGGCGUCCGGAACUUGUUUUCACCGCUGAUGAUUUUGUGGAAUACGACGAAGACAUUCUGAGAAUGGUGUUAGAACAGGAGGAUUUGCAGAUGGAAGAGAAGGAUAUUUGGGUGAAUUUGUUGAGAUGGGGGUUCGCACAGAUUAGACCGCAGCAGUCUUUUGAUCUUGGGUGCAUUGGGACAUUGAAGAAGGAUGAACUCAAGGAUUUUUAUGAGAUAUUAAAGCGUUGUAUACCAUUAAUACGAUUUACGGAUUUUUCUAACGAGGAUUUUAUCCGUAAUGUUUGGCCAUUCAGAGACAUUUUUCCGGGUCCCAUUAAAUUAGAAAUUGAAAAAAUACACAAAAAUAACAGUGACACAUUUUUCUUUGCAUCUCGUUCGUCAUUACUACUACCUCGCCGUCCACUGAUUCAUAUCGACUCUACGAUACUUCAUCCAGCACAAGCAGCCUAUCUCCCAGAAUGGAUAGAAUUGACACAAAAGAAUUCACCCACAUUAACACUGUUAACCACCGAAAUUCCAGACCCAACACGAGUUAGUAAGUGCGGGAGUGUUAGUGAGGUGGUCUCUGGUGCGAAACUGAGCAGGGUGUUGCCUGGAUGCGAGGCAAUCUAUGAUGACCCGAAGUUUGGUCCGUGUUUUGGCAAAACGGAUUUGGAUAUGCGGAUCAAGUUUGAUGGAGAGGAAAAUUGCUCGGUUAGGAAACAAUGUUAUAGAUACCAUCUUUUUGAUAGCGUGAAUGAGAUCAACAAAUUCUCGGUGGAUGAAUAUGAAGUGUUUCAGAUCUGUAAAGUUUCGUCGUAG
This is a messenger RNA of Ambispora leptoticha, 1068 nucleotides long. Lineage: Eukaryota; Fungi; Glomeromycota; Glomeromycetes; Archaeosporales; Ambisporaceae. The record is from the annotation of a GenBank genome assembly.